AUGUCAUUCUCAAACCCCUUGAACGUCCUACUCAUCCCACCGAUACUCUACCUGGUGUUCAGACUGAUAGUCCCCCACCCGCUCAAGCAGACUCCAGCAGCAUCAACGUAUACCGAAGAGAACUACAAUUGGUUACCUGCCAAACACCCCGAAGUGAUAUGUCAUCGAAAGUACACCGCCAAAGAGCUAUUAGAAUAUGAUGGGACAAAAUCAAGUCCGAGGAUAUUAUUGGCUAUUCUGAGAAUUGGGAGUGAUGGUAAAUGGGGUGAGAGGACAGUAUUUGACGUGACGGCCGGUAAGACCUUUUAUGGUCCAGAUGGUGUAUAUGGUAAUUUUGCUGGAAGGGAUGCAUCGAGAGGAAUGGCAAAGCAGUCUUUUGAGCUGGACAUGCUCACACCCUUCGAUCAGCCACUUGACAAACUCUCUGAUUUGACUCAAGCGGAAAUCGACAAUAUGCGAGGAUGGCACGAGCACUUUGAGAGAAAGUACAUCGUAUGUGGCGAAUUGGUAGAGGACAAUUAA
Molecule: messenger RNA, 522 nt
Organism: Kwoniella botswanensis
Lineage: Eukaryota; Fungi; Basidiomycota; Tremellomycetes; Tremellales; Cryptococcaceae
Exons: 4
Coding region: 1-522 (173 amino acids)
Cellular component (GO): endomembrane system; membrane; endoplasmic reticulum
Source: RefSeq, a predicted model, not a curated record